CACUCUUCUUCUCUGCGCUCUCUCUCUCUCUCUCUCUCUCUUCUUGAGAAGUGAGAACUUUCUCCUCGAGAAGUGUUUGAAUUUGUAACAAAACAACAGCACAAACAAGAGUGACAACAUUGCUAAUCCCAAGGAUCUUUAUGUCUGCCAUCAUUUUUGCGUGUGUGGUAGAUACUAUUUGUUUUAAUCCCAUAAAAAAACAGGGAGGUUCUGAACGCACUUCUCUCUGGUGGUGGAACCGAAGCACCAUUCUGGGGAGUAGUUAUUGUUAGUGAUUACAGACUAUAUAGGAUUGGGGAACUAGCGCUUAACGAGAUUGCUAAGGUUAGUUACUGCUAUCAUUUCCCCUGUCACAGCAUCUUCAUUUGAUUGAUAUUUGAAGGAAUUUGAAAGCAUGAAAGAAAUUGAGAAGAGAAAAGCUUCAAGAAAUAGUCAGACAAAGGGUUCAAGAAAAACCGAAAGGAGAGAGAGUAAAUUGCAACAAGAUAAUUCUUCCAAAAAAAUGAGUGAAAAAAGAAUUGAAUCUAAGACACUCCAUGAUAGUAGACCAACUGCAAAUAAUACUAUAAGUGAUUCCAACACGGCCUCGGAGAAUUCAGAAACUUAUGAAAAUGUGGUUAUACAUUACCUGGACGAUGUGAACAGGUCUGAGGAGGCACUUGCCGAGAUGAAAGUCAAUGAAAUGGUUGCUAGUGAAAACAAAAAUGAAGUGGCUGAUGAUCAUUCUACUGAUUUGGAGAAAGAGCAAAAGGAAGGGAAUGACGAAGUAUCAGAUGCUGAGACAGUAAAGGAUUCAGUAUCUUCCCAAGGCGAUUCUUUGACAAAUGAGGAUGAGAGAACUGAAGUGGCUUCAAAAGAUCCUAAAAGUAAGGUUAGAGUGAGUCCUCCAGAAAACAACCGUGGUUCAAAGGAGAGAUCUGAUAAAAAAGCAAAUAAAUUGCAAUCAAAGGUAUCAAAUGGCAAUCAAAAGAAGCCUAUGAACUCAAAUAAAGGGACCUUCACCGUGGCAGACAAAAAUACUUCCUCAACCAAUUCUAAGACUGUAAAAGUUCCUGUAAAUGUUUUGUCGGACUCUUCUGAAGGUGUUGAUGAAAAACCUGUUCAAGAGAUCAAGGAACUUGAUAUUGUGGAUGGAUCCCCCAAUGGUGCUCAGAGCAUAGGAAUUGAAUAUGAAAGUCAUGAAACGGUUAAUGCUGAAGAAAAUGAUGAACGUGAGGAUGAGGCAAAUGUGGAAUUAAAAAUUGAAGAAAUGCAAUUACGAAUUGAAAAGCUGGAAGAGGAACUUAGAGAAGUUGCUGCUCUUGAAGUGUCACUUUAUUCUAUUGUACCAGAGCAUGGAAGCUCGGGACACAAGGUGCACACACCAGCUCGGCGCCUUUCUAGGCUCUAUAUACAUGCUUGUAAGCAUUGGACCCAGAAAAGGCGAGCCACAAUUGCCAAGAAUGCUGUUUCUGGCCUCAUUUUGGUUGCUAAGUCUUGUGGUAAUGAUGUUUCAAGGUUAACUUUCUGGUUGUCAAAUACCGUUGCGCUGAGAGAGAUAAUUUCACAAGCUUUUGGGAGUUCAUGUCAAGCUAGUCCCCUUAAAAGGUUGGCAGAGUCAAAUGGGAAGUAUACUGCACUGAAACGGAAAAGUAGCACAAAUGGUAAACCAGGAAGUGGUUUUAUGCCUCUCGUUGAAGAUUGGCAAGAGACAGGAACCUUUACCUUUGCUUUAGAAAGAGUAGAAUCAUGGAUCUUUUCUCGGAUAGUGGAGUCAGUGUGGUGGCAGGCUUUGACUCCCUAUAUGCAGUCUCCAGUUGGGAACUCUUCAAAUAAAUCUAUUGGGAAGCUGAUGGGACCUGCUCUGGGUGAUCACAAUCAAGGAAAUUUUUCCAUCAAUCUUUGGAGAAAUGCUUUCCAAGAUGCCUUUCAACGACUCUGUCCUGUUCGAGCAGGAGGACAUGAGUGUGGUUGUUUGCCCGUAUUGGCUAGAAUGGUCAUGGAACAAUGCAUAGCUAGACUAGACAUUGCUAUGUUCAAUGCUAUUCUUCGGGAGUCAGACCUUGAGAUCCCAACUGAUCCUAUAUCUGACCCUAUUGUUGAUUCAAAGGUUUUGCCAAUUCCAGCUGGGAAUUUAAGCUUUGGGUCUGGUGCACAGCUUAAAAACUCUGUUGGCAAUUGGUCUAGAUGGCUCACUGACAUGUUUGGCAUGGAUGUUGAAGAUUGUCCACAAGAAGAUCAGGAGGAGAACAGUGAGAAUGAUGAAAAGCAGGGUGGGGUUGGUGAACCUAAGUCUUUUGUUCUCCUAAACGACUUGAGUGACCUUCUGAUGCUGCCUAAAGACAUGCUUAUAGAUAGAAAAAUCAGACAAGAGGUGUGUCCUUCCAUCAGUCUGUCAUUGGUUAUACGGGUUCUCUGUAACUUCACUCCUGAUGAGUUCUGUCCAGACUUUGUUCCAGGAACUGUCUUGGAGGCCCUGAACGCAGAGACUAUUAUAGAGAGAAGAUUGUCAUCAGAGGCUGUAAGAAGCUUCCCCUAUGUAGCUGCUCCUGUUGUGUACAAGCCUCCCUCUUCUGGUAAUGUGGCUGAGAAAGUUGCAGAGGCUGGAGGAAAGUGUGAGUUGGGAAGAAAUGUAUCAGAUGUUCAGAGAAGAGGGUACACCAGUGAUGAAGAGCUAGAGGAACUUGAUUCCCCUCUUACAUCCAUCAUUGAUAAGCUUCCUUCAUCUCCACGAGUCACUCAUAAUGGAAAAGGUAAUCACAACCCCACCACAAAUGCUAGAUACCAGCUACUACGUGAAGUUUGGUCCAUGUGAGCCUUCUUGUAAGUUCCACACGUGUGGAUACCUACCAAGGAAAAAAUACCAUAGUGAACUCAGAAAAUUGAAAAGUGGAAUACUAAGAUAUAAGCCUGCAGUUUUACUUUUUGUACAUAAACACAAGUCAUUAUAGUGUAGCUUUAAAAGAAUUUCUUCUGCUCAGUGUUA
Molecule: messenger RNA, 2965 nt
Organism: Vigna unguiculata (cowpea)
Lineage: Eukaryota; Viridiplantae; Streptophyta; Magnoliopsida; Fabales; Fabaceae
Cellular component (GO): nuclear pore
Source: RefSeq, a predicted model, not a curated record